Messenger RNA from Rotaria sordida, 107 nucleotides. The record is from the annotation of a GenBank genome assembly. Lineage: Eukaryota; Metazoa; Rotifera; Eurotatoria; Philodinida; Philodinidae.
CAAUAAAUGAUGAACUUAUUGAAUGGUUAUGUUCUUGUUUACCAUCAACAUAUUCAAUUACGAGAGAUAUUGGCACAUCAAAUAUUCGUUUAUGGAUUGAUCGGUAA